UUCUACCGAUGUAACUCCGUUGUUAAUAAUUGUCGCGGACUUUCUCACACGAGUUUUAUUUUCUCGCUGUGUCUGUUUUCACACUGAAGUAGUUUGAGAGAUGUUCCGGUUGAUCAGCUGUAAGUUGAUGAUGUGAAUGUGAUUAUUAGCGGAGGAUCGUGUCAGGUGUUUCGGGAGGAUGAAUGAAUCUCUCCGGUUCGGAUUCUCAUGUCUGCUGCUCUUCUUCACGACUGUUUCUACUCAAGAAUGUAGAUCUGGAUGUCCUCCUGUCCACGGGUUCUGUGACAACACUGGAGAAUGCAGGUGCAGCACAGGCUGGGAAGGUGUGACGUGUGAUCAGUGUGUUCCUCUGUCAGGAUGUGUUCAUGGAUCAUGUAAAGAACCUGCUCAGUGCAUCUGUGAUCCGGGCUGGAGCGGCACUCGGUGUGAUCGAGAUGCUGGUUUGUGUUCAUCAAAGCCGUGUUGGGGUGAUUCCACCUGUAUCGAGACAGGAUCGGGAGAAUAUCGGUGUCUUUGCCCUCCUGGAUUCACGGGCAAGAACUGCCACCUGAAGAAUGCGUGUUUAACUGACGGAUCUCUCUGUCAGAACGGAGGAACCUGUCUGGACACAAAUGUCUCUGACUCCUCGUGUCUCUGUCCACCUGGAUUCACGGGUCGUUUCUGUGAGAGCGACUCUGACGUCUGUGAGCCCAAUCCGUGUGUGAACGGAGGCCGUUGCACCCGUCACGACCCGACGUUCAUCUGCGUCUGUCCGUCGCCGUUCUCUGGCCCCGUUUGUGAUGUCACGCUCACAAACUGUUCCGGAAAUCUCUGCAUGAACGGAGGAACCUGCUUCAGUCACACAGACGGCGGGAUUCACUGCAUCUGCCCACACGGAUUAACCGGCCCAUCCUGUGAACUCCACAUCAACCAGAUGAAGUCCAAACCCAGAUAUAAAGCGGCAGGUGCAGGUCAUGUGAUGCAGCACUACACCAUACCGGCUCACGCGUUCCACCGGUUACUGCGGGCUCCGGAGCGAGAGCUUCUGAAGGAGAACGCUCAGACGAGUUCUCAGCUCAUCUGUUUCACCGUUCUGGGUUUACUCACCUGUCUGGUGGUCCUCGUCACAACGGGCAUUGUGUUUUUUAAUCGAUGUGAGACGUGGAUGGCAAACGUUAAAUACCGCCAACUGUUGCGUCAACAGCGAGAUUUCCUCCUGAGAGCGUCCAGCGGCGACGAGCACUCGGUCAACAUCAUCGUACCUGAGAAAAUCAGACUGAGUCAUUACGGGAAGGGUUACACAUCCAUAUGACACGUCCAACAGGGUAACAGACUCCUAAAAGAGUUUCCUGAACACUGUCUGACACUAUAUAAUCCUGCUCAUGACAUCAUCAUCUUCAUUCUGAGGUCAUGUGAUCAUUCAUCAUUUUUAAAUGUUGUUAUUUGAUGUACUGUAGAUAAUAAAUAUCCUGGAAAUGAUCACAUUCAGACAAAAGACUCAUUUAUCAUAUUAAGUUUUGUUCAAGAUGAUUAAAUGUUUUUCAAUGUCUGUCCAGUAGGUGAAGGGUUAAU
Xyrauchen texanus (razorback sucker) is the source of this 1551-nucleotide messenger RNA. RefSeq names its product protein delta homolog 1. The transcript is spliced from 5 exons. The record is from RefSeq and is a predicted model, not a curated record. NCBI's taxonomy places the organism in Eukaryota, Metazoa, Chordata, Actinopteri, Cypriniformes, Catostomidae. Bases 179 to 1291 code for a protein of 370 amino acids. Gene Ontology annotation, cellular component: plasma membrane; protein-containing complex. Gene Ontology annotation, molecular function: calcium ion binding. Gene Ontology annotation, biological process: establishment or maintenance of epithelial cell apical/basal polarity; heterophilic cell-cell adhesion.